Molecule: messenger RNA, 2110 nt
Organism: Schistosoma haematobium
Lineage: Eukaryota; Metazoa; Platyhelminthes; Trematoda; Strigeidida; Schistosomatidae
Exons: 1
Coding region: 540-1142 (200 amino acids)
Source: RefSeq, a predicted model, not a curated record
UGUUGAGAUAUUCAGGAAAAUAUCCCAAGAAUUAUCCUGUUAAGCCUAAUGUUAUCCUUGGACAUGAAAUGGUAUCAUCUUAUUGGUGAAUAUUUGUUUAACGUGUCAUUUUCCUACUGGCCAUUAUUGUACAAUGUUAUUUUCUAUUUUAUGGGACGUUGUGGUCUGCUUGACUGGUAUAUAAACAAAGUAUGUUUGAAAUACAAUGAUUCAUAUCUCCGAGGCUGUCAUUUGUGUUCUGGACUCAACUGGCUGGGUUAGAUAGGGAGGCGAGACCAAUCAGAACCCUAGGUCGUUCUACGUGUUUGUGCGUCUUUGGUCCGAUCAAUAAUUCCCUACCCUUAAUCCGCAGCAUCAUUUUCAAGUUAUAACAAUUGGCGACGGGGUGAAGAAAAGAUACAGUCCAAAGUCAUUCUGUAAUUGGACGAAAUCCAGUCUAAUUAUUCAACCAAUCAGUAUCCAAAUUGUCAUCAGUGUCCUUGAACCACAUUGGUCAUUAGUCAUACAGUAAUUUUCAUCACAGGUGCUGAUUCGAAAAAAUGACUCUCCCUUCCGAUCGAUUACAGCUGCUCUUUGAACGACAUUUGGACUUAUUAGUCAAAUUCCGCACGCAGCUGCUAAAUCACUCAUGCUAUGAAGACGCGACGGAAGUGGAUGGAUUGAUAUCUCAAAUACACAGUGAGCUGGAAAAUGACAGCAACCUCCAUGAAUCCUCGAUGAACUGUACUUCAAACGAAACAGUCAUCCAUGAUGCGCCCAGUGGUCCAGUACUUUCUAUUCCAGAAACAUGCCCGGUAAUGGAGUCUAACUCUAUCAUCCCCGAAACAGCAUGUGCAGACAGUAACAUAUCCAGCUCACGAGAAGAUCUCAUUGUUUUGCCAGAAAAUGUGUUCCACGCAUCAAAUAAUAACCAAGAACCUGGCACAGUUUUGUUGGACGCCGAUUAUCAUAAUGAUCCACUACUUACUAAAGAUUUAAACCCUGAUGACUUCGAAUUGGAUGGCGUUUAUCCUCAAUAUCUGAUCGAUUUUACUGGAUUCCCUGUGCAAUAUGUUUUAAAUACAAUCAAAUUUAUUGUAAUUUGGGUUUAUGAAGACCCAACAUUAUUUCGCGGGGGAGGAUGGACGCGGAAAAAAAUUUAAAAUCCGGACAUCAACUCCGGAUCUCCAAAAAAGGGAGGUGUUGGGAUAUUCAGGAAAAUAUCCCAAGAAUUAUCCUGUUAAGCCUAAUGUUAUCCUUGGACAUGAAAUGGUAUCAUCUUAUUGGUGAAUAUUUGUUUAACGUGUCAUUUUCCUACUGGCCAUUAUUGUACAAUGUUAUUUUCUAUUUUAUGGGACGUUGUGGUCUGCUUUACUGGUAUAUAAACAAAGUAUGUUUGAAAUACAAUGAUUCAUAUCUCCGAGGCUGUGACUUGUGUUCUGGACUCAACUGGCUGGGUUAGAUAGGGAAGCGAGACCAAUCAGAACCCUAGGUCGUUCUACGUGUUUGUGCGUCUUUGGUCCGAUCAAUAAUUCGCUACCCUUAAUCAGCAGCAUAAUUUUCACGUUAUAACACUUACUUACUUACUUACUUACUUACUUACUUACUUACUUAGCGACCACGUCCUGUAGAAAUCUAACUCGCUAAUGAACGCUAACCAGAAAAAAUUAAUUAAUUCCAUUCAUUUGUAAACAGAGUUUGAAUUCCAUCUCUAUGGUCAUCUAAAUGAUCUGUUGUGUUCGAGAGUUGCUACUGAUGAAAUCGGAAGAUAUUUCUGAGCUGCUUGCACAACCGAGAACACAGUCACAUGAAAUCUCGACAAAAACAAAUGUGCAAGUCAGUAGGAUAUUCAUAAUGAAAAGACCACUACAGUUAUGCUUACAUUGUCAGAAAUUCACAACAAACCGGUUCGCCUCAAUUAAGAAUAUUUCACUAAACAUUGUGGACACACGUGAAUGUGUGAAGCGAUUGACUGAUGAUUAGACAGUAUUUCUUUGACUUGGUUAGCUGGAAGUCCUAUUGCAUAUUAGGUUUUCUUCAUCGAACACCAUAUAACUUGAGAGCUGUCAUUCAAUCUGCUUCCUUCGAUAUUCGUGCAUAAUUUCAAAGUGUAAUUGCUAGGAAGAGGUCA